This is a messenger RNA of Ochotona princeps (American pika), 2395 nucleotides long. Its product is annotated as cocaine esterase. Bases 19 to 1698 code for a protein of 559 amino acids. Gene Ontology annotation, molecular function: carboxylic ester hydrolase activity. Lineage: Eukaryota; Metazoa; Chordata; Mammalia; Lagomorpha; Ochotonidae. Gene Ontology annotation, cellular component: intracellular membrane-bounded organelle. The record is from RefSeq and is a predicted model, not a curated record. The transcript is spliced from 12 exons.
ACGGACCUGCCUUGGACCAUGGGGCUGCACCAGUUGUGCACACAGCUCGGCGCCAUGGCCUGCGGGCUUCUACUGCUUCUUCUCCCAGGCCAGGGCCAGGACUCCACAAGCCCCAUCAGGACAACAUACUCCGGGCAGGUGCAGGGGAGUCUGGUCCACGUGGAAGGCACCGACGUGGGAGUCCACACCUUCCUGGGCAUUCCCUUUGCCAAGCCACCUCUGGGGCCACUGCGCUUUGCACCUCCUGAACCUGCCGAAGUUUGGAGUGGAGUGAGGGAUGGUACCUCCCAUCCAGCCAUCUGUCUACAGGACAUGGUUGCUAUGAAUACCCAGACUCAGAAGCUGUUGAACCUGACCCUGCCAUCCAUUCUCAUGUCUGAGGACUGCCUGUACCUCAACAUCUACACACCUGCCCAUGCCCAUGAGGGCUCCAAGCUGCCUGUGAUGGUGUGGAUCCAUGGGGGUUCCCUGACUAUAGGCAUGGCAUCUUUGUAUGACGGAUCUGCCCUGGCAGCCUUCGAGGACGUGCUGGUGGUCACCAUCCAGUACCGCCUUGGCAUCCUGGGAUUCUUCAGCACUGGAGACCAGCAUGCCAGUGGCAACUGGGGCUACCUGGACCAAGUGGCUGCACUGCGCUGGGUGCAGCAGAACAUCGCCCACUUUGGAGGCAACCCUGACCGGGUCACCAUAUUUGGCGAGUCAGCGGGGGGCAUAAGCGUGUCCUCACAUGUGCUGUCACCCAUGUCGCAAGGACUUUUCCAUGGAGCCAUCAUGGAGAGUGGGGUGGCUGUGCUGCCCCGCUUCAUCUUGAAUUCAUGUGAUGCCAUCUCCACGAUGGUGGCCAACCUGUCUGCCUGUGACCAUGGGGACUCUGAGGCCCUGGUGGCUUGUCUGCGGGGCAAGAGUGAGGAGGAGAUGUUGACCAUCACCAAGGCCUUCAAGAUCAUUUCUGGGGUGGUGGAUGGAGCCUUCCUGCCCAAGCACCCCUUGGAGCUGCUCUCCUCAGCCAACUUUCAACCUGUGCCCAGCAUCAUUGGGGUGAACAAUGAUGAGUAUGGUUGGAUCAUUCCCUCGAGCCUGGGCCUCUAUGCCACACAGAAGGAAGUAGACAGAAAGACCAUGAGGACUUUUGUACAGAGAUCAUUGGCACAUAUGAUGCUGCCCCCUGAGUUUGAGGACAUGUUGAUGGAGGAGUACCUGGGAGAUACUGAGGACCCCCAGACCCUCAAGAUCCACUUCCUGGAGAUGAUGGGGGACUUGAUCUUCCUGAUUCCUGCCCUCCAAGUAGCACAUUUGCAGCGUUGCCAUUCCUCGGUCUACUUCUACGAGUUCCAGCAUAGGCCCAGCUUCUUCCAGGAUACCAAGCCGCCCCAUGUGAAGGCCGACCAUGGGGAUGAGGUUCUCCUCAUCUUCAGAAACUUUUUCAGGGGCACUCAGGUGACUCUCACUCAGGAGGAGGAGCUGCUGAGUAGGAGGAUGAUGAAGUACUGGGCCAACUUUGCUCGCACCGGGAACCCCAAUGGUGAGGGCCUGCCACACUGGCCCAUGUUGGACCAGGAAGAACAAUACCUGCAGCUGAGCACGCAGCCUGCAGUGGGCCGGGUCCUAAAGGCCCACAGGCGCCAGUUCUGGACCAAGUAUCUGCCCCAGAGGAUGCAGGAGCUGAUGGGGGCUGAGCAGAAUCAUGCGGAGCUGUAGCUGCCAUGUCAAGGUUGCAUGAAGGACUCACAGGCAAGUACCCAUGCACACCCUCAGAAGAGCUGUUGACUGGAUUCUAAGUUCAUGUGCCACUCACUCAUUCUUCUGUCUUUCCAUUCAGCAUCAUGUGCUGGGGACCUACCACCCUGUAAAAAUGUGUACCACAUACCAACGUCAAAUUAGAACAAUGAACACAUCUAUAUGGGCCUCUGAACUCUUGUCUACUAAGUCUUUUAAAGGUCAAUGUUAUACACCCUCCACAGUCUAGAACACUGGAACCAUUUUUUUGUAUGCAUUUUGCUGACCGUUAUCCAGCCAUUAUGCAGUCUACCACUCCUACCUUUAUUACUCUGUAGUGAUUACUAUUGUUCUUUCUACUGCUGUGACAUCGACUUGGUUAGGUUUUAAAAGUAAGUGCAGGCUCAACGCUGUGGUAUAAUGAACUAAGCCACUGUCUGUGAUGCCAGCAUUCCACGUGGACACUAGUUUGUGUCCUGGCUGCUCCCCUUUCAAUCCAGCUCCCUGCUAAUGCACUUGGGAAAGUAUCAGAGGUUGGGCAAAGAGCGUGGGCCCCGCAUCUGUGUGGGUUCCUUGCUUCGAAGCGGCAUAGCCACAUUUGGUGUGGCCAUUUGUGAGAUGAACCAGCACAUGGACUGUCUUUCCCUCUGUUUUGGUAAUUGUGUCUUUCAAAUGAAUA